Paramecium primaurelia is the source of this 2665-nucleotide messenger RNA. NCBI's taxonomy places the organism in Eukaryota, Ciliophora, Oligohymenophorea, Peniculida, Parameciidae. The record is from the annotation of a GenBank genome assembly.
AUGGAUAUGUAAAUUUCUCCUAAAGAUAAUCCUCCUAUUGGUAUUAUAAUGAUUUAUAAUAAUUUAGAUGCAGGAAACAUUGUUUAGGAAAUUUAUAGGGAGGAAUACAUUCCAGUUUAAUAGAUUUAAAGAAGAGAGGAAGAUGCAGUAUUUAUUGAUGAAAACCCUUAAAUUGUUUUGGAGAAACUCAUGAAGUUGAAGGAUUGCAAUUAUAAAGAGAGGUAAAUUAAAUAGUAAAAAUAGACUUGCUUUUACGAAAAGAUUAGGAGAACUGUUAACAUGGAUAGGAGAUUCUUCAAUUGAAAAUUUAAAUAUAAUCAUUUAAUAGAUAGUAAAAAUAAGGUUUUAAUUGGUAGUUAGAAGAUGCUGAUGAAAUUAAGAAAAAUUUUAUAGCCCAAUUAGAGUAAAUCUGUGUACUUUUGAAAACAAAAUAAAAUAGUUAAGAGCUCAUAAAAUAACAUGUAGUAAAGGCUUUGUAGGAAUUAUUAAAAUCAAAUAAUUUUGAUGUAACUAAUUGAUUCAAAAUAAGAUCAAAGAAUAAGCUGGUAACUCUAUAAGUAUUGUGGCAAAAGAACUAAAUGAAAGAGAUCGAGGAAAUCUCAUACUAACUUAAGUUAUUCAAAUGGCACAUGAUGAUAAUAAUGAUGAGAAUGUUAUAAUUGCUGUUAAAGUUAAUACCAUAAUAUAUUUAAUAGCUAUUUGGGUAAUUGGCUGCAGAUUUUGGAUCUGAAUUAUCAGAGUCAUUUAUAGCAUUAGAAAUCUUAUCCAAGGGAGAUGAUGCUAAGUAACCAAUACGUAAAGAGGCUAUUCUUUAAUUGGCCAACAUUGCUAAAGUUCUCUCUAAAGAUUUUAUCAAACAUAGAUUAAUCCCAUUUUUUUCUAAGUAAAUUUUAGAUUGAAUAAUAAAGAAAAACUGAAGAGAGAACUUGGCAAACAAGAAAGGCCUGUCUUGAUAUUAUAGUUCAAUUAGCUGAAUAGACAGACACAGAAAAUUUUGAUUUGAUUACAGGAAGAUUACUUGCAUUGUUAGAGUAAAAUUUAAUUAAAUAUAAAUAGUGAUUAAAAUAAAUGGGUCAAAUAACAUGCAUAUAAAUAAUUAGGAAAAUAUAUAUCAAUUAUUACAAGAUCAGAAAAUAUUAAUGAUAAACUCUUAGAAUUUUAUUUGAAAAUGAAUGAUUCUGAUAUUAGGGAAUUAGGAAUUGAUAAUGAAGUAAAAAACAAUUAUAUAUUAAAGAUUGUUAUUGAAUGUGCAUUAUAUUUCCCAGCAGUACUAUAAGUAUACACUGAUAAAAAAUGGCCUCAACUAAGCAAAUUAUUUAUGAAAUUGAUUAAUCAUAAGGAUAAGGUAUAUAUACAUAAUAUUUCUUUGAGAGUCAAAAAACCUUUAGCUUGUAGUAUUCAUGUUCUAGCUAAAUUUUUGGGACCUUAAUAGGCUUAUUCAGAAUUGCUUAAAGUCUUAGAACAAUUACUUUAAGAUCCAAAUGAUGAAAUUAAACAUGGUGCAGUUGAAAAUUUAGGAUUAUUUUUUGAUGCUAUCGAAGAAUCUAAAAGAGCAUCUCUAAUUGAUAUUUUAUUGAUUAUAUAGAAGGAUUAAAAGAAAUGGAGAAUUAGAGAAUUAAUUGCUAAAUAAAUUUCCCACUUAGCUCAAGUGUUUGAUGUUGAAACUGUUUUUUCUAUUAUACUUCCAGUUUCAACUAAAUUGUGCAAUGAUAAUGUUUUUGCUGUUAGAAAAGCAGUAAAUAUUUUAAUAAGAAAUAGGCUGCAAAAUAAAUUUAUGAACUUUAUGAUAAAUUUUCAAAAAGUUAAAAUGAACUAUAUUUCAAUGUAUUGAAAUAAAACAUUUUAGGUUUUGCAAAUAGUAAUAUGUUUAAUUAAAGAUAAAGGUAUUUGAUUAAUUGAAUAUUAGUUUUGUUAUUAUGUGUGAGAAACUUAUGAAAUUUGAACAAUUUUAAGUUGAUUUUCUUGAAGCUUUCAUUCAUUUGGGUUAAGAUCCUAUAAAGAAUGUUCGAAUUUCAGUUGCAAAAGUUCUUCAAAAACACUUAUUUAAACCAAAUUAAUAAGCCAAUGAAGGAUUUUUUAGAGACCAAACUUCAAUUUAAACACUUUGGAGUUUGUUAAUUAAAGACAAAAUAGUUUUUAAUUCUUUAAAUAAAAAGAAAUAUCCAAUUGUAAAGUAAAAUAAUUUAAAAUAUUUAGUUUGUAAAAGGUUCAAUAAACAUAAUUAACUUAAAGUUAAGUUAAAUUACAACAAAAUGAAUAAUAAUAAUAAUAAUAAUAAUAAUAAUAAUAAUAAUAAUAAAUUAUAUCUGAUGAUGAAUAAUAAAAAAUAAAUAAUGCUACAGUUCCUGAUGAAAAUUCAAAUAAAGAAAUAAUGAUUUUAGAAGAAUAAUUUGAAAAGAGCAAUCAUAUUGAUCAAAACAAUAACAAUGUUGAAUUAAUAAAUUAAGAGGAAGAAAUCACAUAAACUAUUGAUAACAAUGAGAUUGAUAUUUAGUAAAAUAAAUAAGAAGAGAAUUUAGAAACUAAAAUUCAAUUAGAGUCAGAUAUUAAUGAGAAAUAAUAAGAAGAUUAGAUUCAAUAAUAAUAAUAAGAUGAGCAAAAGGAAGUUUAAAAUGAUUCCUAAAACAUUCAAGACGAUGAUGAAAAAGAAAUAGAGUAAGAGUGA